Passer montanus (Eurasian tree sparrow) is the source of this 1694-nucleotide messenger RNA. It is a transcript of the gene TAF8, whose product is annotated as TATA-box binding protein associated factor 8. Bases 482 to 1534 code for a protein of 350 amino acids. Lineage: Eukaryota; Metazoa; Chordata; Aves; Passeriformes; Passeridae. The record is from RefSeq and is a predicted model, not a curated record. Gene Ontology annotation, molecular function: protein heterodimerization activity. The transcript has 9 exons. Gene Ontology annotation, cellular component: transcription factor TFIID complex. Gene Ontology annotation, biological process: transcription initiation at RNA polymerase II promoter.
AAACAGCUCCGGGAUUUCCUCUGGAAAAUUCCCAGACUGAAAUCCCAGUCUGGGGUUGGUUCUUUCCAUUAAACCAGUCUGGGGUUGGUUGUUUCCAUUUCCAAUAUCAAAUCACAAUAAAUCACAAUCAAAAUGGGGCAUAAAUCACAAUUAGCUCAGGAUGGUCUUUGUGCACUUUCCAGCCCAAUCAGCGAGAAAGGAGAGUUAAUGAGUGGGGCAGCCUUCAUCCCUGGCUCAAGGAGAUGCCAUAAAUCAGGGUGUCAUAAAUGGGGAUGCCAUAAAUGAGGGUGUCAUAAAUGGGGAUGUGAUAAAUUGGGAUGCGAUAAAUCAGGUUUCAACGGAGACUUUGCUGACUCGGCAAAAUCCUGGCGGCCCUUGUGUCCCGCGCAGCCCCAGGCCGGUUUGGGAUGGGCGGGACCGUCAGUCCCGUCUCGUUCCACCCCUCGGGGUAUCCAGAUGUGCGGGGGGUGGGCGCCUCCAGAUGUGGCCCCUCCUCCGCACUACAACUCCCACAAUGCCCCGCGCGCGGCCCCGCCUGCACUACAACUCCCACAAUGCCCCGCGCAGCAGCAACCGCCCCGCCCGCAUCUGGCGCAUGCGCACAGCUCCAUAUGGCUCCAAGAUGGCUGACACAGCGUCCGGGAGCUCCGGCACGAGGGCGGGCAGCAAGCAGGCGGGCACCCCCGCAGACAAUUACCAGCUGGCGCGGCGCCGCACGCUGCAGGUGGUGGUGAGCUCGCUGCUGACCGAGGCCGGCUUCGAGAGCGCCGAGAAGGCGGCGGUGGAGACGCUCACCGAGAUGAUCCAGAGCUAUAUUUCAGAGAUUGGGAGGAGUGCCAAGUCCUACUGCGAGCACACAGCCAGGACCCAGCCCACGCUCUCAGACAUCGUGGUGACCCUGGUGGAGAUGGGCUUCAACGUGGAAACCCUGCCUGCCUACGCCAAGCGUUCCCAGAGGAUGGUGAUCACUGCCCCUCCAGUGACAAACCAGCCCGUGACCCCCAAAGCGCUGACAGCAGGGCAGAACAAGCCUCACCCACCCCACAUUCCCGGCCACUUCCCAGAGUUCCCAGAUCCUCACACCUACAUCAAGACCCCAACGUACCGGGAGCCGGUGUCCGAUUACCAGGUGCUGCGGGAGAAGGCGGCCUCGCAGCGCCGGGACGUGGAGAGGGCCCUCACCCGCUUCAUGGCCAAGACUGGAGAGACCCAGAGCCUCUUCAAGGACGAUGUCAGCACAUUCCCACUGAUUGCUGCCAGGCCUUUCACCGUGCCCUACCUGACAGCUCUGCUCCCCUCCGAGCUGGAGAUGCAGCAGAUGGAGGAGACGGAUUCCUCGGAGCAGGACGAGCAGACGGACACCGAGAACCUCCCGCUGCACAUGAGCACGGAGGAGGCGGGAGCCGAGAAGGAGAACACCUCAGUGCUGCAGCAGAGCAGCUCCCUGGCGGGCAGCAGGAACGGCGAGGAGAGCGUCAUCGACAACCCCUACCUGCGGCCCGUGAAGAAACCCAAAAUCCGCAGGAAGAAGUGAGGGGGGACCCCAAACCCCCGGGAUCCCCCUGGAAUUCCAGCCAGGGAGAGGGAGAGGCAGCCCGGCUCGGGGGGACCCUAAAUCCCCCCUGGAAUCACCCUGGGAAUCCCCCUGGAAUUCCAGCCAGGGAGAGGGAGAGGCAGCCUGGCUGAGGGGGGAC